AUGGCCGGCAACGCCCAACCCGAGCUUGUCAUUGGAGUUGACUUUGGCAUGUCACAGACAGGCGUGGCAUACUGCACUGCACCAUGGACAAAUCCUUCAACUUUUCAGAGCUGGACUACCAUUGCAUCCGAGCUUUUCAACAAGGCGCCGUCGCGUCUGGCAUAUGACCAUGGGACGGCGAAUAUAAAGUCUUGGGGCUUCUUCGCCGACGUCGCGGAUAAGACAGUCGACAUCAAAGAGUAUUUCAAGCUCCAUCUCGACCCUGAAUAUGGAGAAUGGAAACUCCUCUCACACCAAGACGCCCGACGUUAUUAUCUGGACUACAUGAGAUGUGUGCAUGACCAUAUUGCCCGGUAUUUCCAAACUCGAUAUGCACAAUGGGCGACAAUGCGAGUCGAGUGGAACUUCAGCGUCCCCACAACUUGGAAGCACGCUGGAAUGGUGCGAGACCUUUUAGAGAUUCUUAAACUCGCUGGCUUUGGAAGAGAUGGCCAGUACCAUUCCUCGGUGGUGACGUUGACUGAGGCUGAGGCAGCAGCUGUUUGUGUUGCGAAGCAGAUGUUGAAGCGUGACGACGUGAUCUUGGUGUGCGAUGCAGGCGGAGGCACGACGGACGUGAACAUCAUGAAAGUAAAGUCUGAGAUGGGAGAGACACUCAGACUGGAGCAGUUGCUUCAGGUCGAAGGACGAGAGGUCGGCUCAGCACUCAUCGAUAUCAAGGUACAACAGCAUCUUGCCAGCCGGUUGGCCUUGGUUCCGGAGAUUUUGCACCCUCCAGAGACGGCCGAGAGAAUGAUGUUAGGCAGAUUCGAGAGAUUCAAGUGCAGUUUCGGAAGCCCAGGCAUGACGGCCCCAAAGUUGUUCUUACCAGUGGUUGGGCUCCCUGCGGGCUUGGACUACCCGCAGGCCGGGAUCAGAGACUCUCACAUGGAGAUCGAUCAGGAUACCAUCCAGCACCUGUUUGACGAGCAAGUCGACGGCCUGCUUGAACUGAUAGAAGAGCAGCUGCAUGCACUCAAGAGAAACCGCCCCGGAGAGCAAGUCUCAUAUUUGAUCAUGUCUGGAGGCCUGUCAGCAUCCGAAUACAUCCAGCGCAGGGUGAAGGCACAUUUUGAGUCCGGAGCAGGAGCCGAGAUCCCCAAUAUACGCGGCCUGCGCAUGCUUCUCGCCGAAAACUUGCAGCUUGCCGUGGUCCAAGGACUCGUCAGCUAUCGUGCCCAAGAAAUAAGCAAAGGUCGUCCACCAAUUGAGCAGCGCUGCGCUCCUGUCAGCUAUGGCGUUGUUGUCAAUCAAAAAUACAGCCAACAAAGACACUUUGGCCAAAGAGUCGUCCGAGAUAAAAGAGACGGACAGAGGUGGGCAGUAGACCAGAUUGAAUGGCUGAUCCGAAAGGGUGACAAAGUCACCGAUAAUGGCCUCGAGAAGAUGUUCAAGGCGAAGUUGAGUCCUGCACAGUACCGAAAACCAUGGCAAGCGCAAUUCGUGGUGUCGACACGACCUAUAGACGCCCUCCCACAGAGCAUGGCCGAGAAAGACCAUGUGAGGACACUCUGCACGGUGACUGUCGAUCUUAAACUGGUCGACCGGCAUGUGCGAAACAAGCACUGGUGGAAUUUCGGAGAGCGUUAUGAGCUUGCCCAUUUCCGUCUCAGGCUCAUUCCUGGAAGCUUCGAUCUGAAAUUCCGCCUGCUAAGCGGAGGGAGGCUGGUGAACAGUGAGGAUGACCAGGUAAAGGUCGACUGGAGUGGUGGCGGAUCCCACCGUCAAUCAACCACAAGCAACGAUGAUCUGGAUCAAUGGCACACAAUGUCCUAG
Molecule: messenger RNA, 1815 nt
Organism: Fonsecaea nubica
Lineage: Eukaryota; Fungi; Ascomycota; Eurotiomycetes; Chaetothyriales; Herpotrichiellaceae
Exons: 7
Coding region: 1-1815 (604 amino acids)
Source: RefSeq, a predicted model, not a curated record